CGCAGCAGCAGCUCCAUGGGGCGGAUACGGAUACAUGUUUAUGACUGUGACAGCUCGGUGACUUGUUGGAGCCUCGGAGCUGCUGGGAACAGGAAGCCUUGCUCAUGAGCACCUCGGCUCGUCGGGGGGAAGAGACAAUCAUGGGUGUGUGGAGGACGCUGUGUUGCAGAAACCUCCUGGCUUUCUCUCUACUCGGUUACGUCCUGCUCCACGCCGUGGACGUACACGCUCGUCCGGCCAACAUGUCCUCCUCCAAAGAUAAGACUCCGGCCGUCAGGGACGAUAACGAGAUCCUCCCUCCGGACCACCUGAACGGGGUGAAGCUGGAGAGAGACGGCCAGCUCAACAAGGACUUCCACCAAGAGGUCUUCCUCGGGAAAGAGAUGGAGGAGUUUGAAGAGGAUUCCGAGCCACGGAGGAACCGGAAGAAGCUUAUUGACAUUUUCACCAAAGUGGACUUCAACAAGGACCGGAGCGUGAGCGCCAAGGAGAUGCAGCGCUGGAUCAUGGAGAAGACGGAGGAGCAUUUCCAGGAGGCCGUGCAGGAGAACAAGAACAGUUUCAGAGCCGUGGAUCCAGAUGGAGACGGUCAUGUGACAUGGGAUGAAUAUAGAAUAAAAUUUCUGGCCAGCAAAGGAUUUAAUGAAAAAGAAAUUGCAGAGAAAGUCAAGAAUAAUGAAGAUCUGAAACUGGAUGAAGAAACCCAAGAGGUGCUGGAAAGCCUGAAAGACCGCUGGUUUCAGGCCGACAACCCUCCGGCCGACCAGCUGCUGAACGAGGAGGAGUUCCUGUCCUUCCUCCACCCCGAGCACAGCAAAGGCAUGCUCAAGUACAUGGUGAAGGAAAUCGUGCGAGACCUAGACCAGGACGGGGACCAGAAGCUGACGCUGUCAGAGUUCAUCUCUCUGCCCGUGGGCACCGUGGAGAACCAGCAGGGCCAGGACAUCGACGACGACUGGGUCCGGGAGAGGAGGAAGGAGUUUGAGAGCGUCAUCGACAUGGACCGCAACGGCAUCGUCACCAUGGACGAGCUGGAGGAGUACAUGGACCCGAUGAACGAGCACAACGCCCUGAACGAGGCCAAGCAGAUGAUCGCCGUGGCUGACGAGAACCAGAACCACCAGCUGGAGCUGGAGGAGAUCCUCCGCUACAGCGAGUACUUCACGGGCAGCAAGCUCAUGGACUACGCCAGGAACGUACACGAGGAGUUCUGAAGGAAGAAGGAAGGGUCGCCCCCACCCCGCAUCUGCUUCAGGGACUAGGGUGGGGGCCCCGUGGGGCCGGGGGGCCGCAGAGGGAUACGCAGCUUCAAUGUUUCAGACUCCAGUUCCUCCCCCAGCCCGGACCAUCACACUCAACACGCUCUGCCUUCUGGCUGCCAUCCGACUGCCCAUUAACUCUCAACUCCAAGCUCAUUCGCUAGAUUGUGAAAUAUUAUAUAUAUAUAUAUAUGAGGAAUUUUAAUACUGAAUACAUUUUCCUGUGAUCACACAGUUGUCAGCCGACGUCUCUAAUCAAAACUCACAUUUGUCGUGCUCUGCUCUCUGUGUUAGAGGAGAAAAAUCUGAGAAAUAGAAACGUAUUCUACUAGUAUCUGGUGUCCGUCAGCGGGACUUUCAAACAGGGCCUUGUGUAUGUAUGUGUGCGUGUGUGCGUGUGUGUCUGUGUGUGUAUGUAUGUGUGCGUGCGUGUGUGUGUCUCAUCAAUAACAUAGAAUUAUCUCACAUGGCACAAACUUUCAGUAAAACUUUAUUAGAAAAAUGAAUUGCACUAAAUGUAGGGAAAGAGAUAAAUAAAAGGCAGCAGUGUACAUGAUAUUUUGAUCAAGUGAAGGUUUAAAACAAACCAAAAGAAGCCAGUUGUCCCAGUCAUUUAGUGUGUACAUGUUUGUGCUCAGCAUGACUCAGCACGUUAAACCCCCGCUCAUUAAAACGUCUCUGUUCUUCCUUCAGUCUGCCAGCAGCAUGACCUUCCAUUUAUUUAUUGACCAGUUUAUUUGUGAAUCUCUGAAUGCCAUGUGCUUAUUUGGUCCUGCUGUCUUUGUAUCGGUUACUCGUCAUCAUAUUGGUUCAUUUUAAAUGUUUCCUUUUUUUUUUUUUUUUUAAGUGCAUGGAAAAACAAUGACUUAUGCAAUUUGUGAGUCUCGCUGCGAUUUCUCAGUAACCUGUGGAGCUUUUGGAUUGUGUUGCUGGCUCUGCUUCCUCAGUACAAUUGUAAAAUAAGAUUUAUGAUAACAGAAUGUGACAGCUUUAAUAAAAUAUACCAUGAAAUGAAACAAUAAACAGUUGUUGCCAGCUGA
Molecule: messenger RNA, 2299 nt
Organism: Cololabis saira (Pacific saury)
Lineage: Eukaryota; Metazoa; Chordata; Actinopteri; Beloniformes; Belonidae
Gene: sdf4
Product: stromal cell derived factor 4
Exons: 7
Coding region: 105-1214 (369 amino acids)
Biological process (GO): calcium-ion regulated exocytosis
Cellular component (GO): endoplasmic reticulum
Molecular function (GO): calcium ion binding
Source: RefSeq, a predicted model, not a curated record